AUGAACUGGUAUCUAUUAUACCCAUGUAUCAUAUUGUACUUAUCAAUAUUAUCAAAUGCUUCAUCAAUAAUACAAAAAGUUCAUACACCAAUUGUUAAAUUACAAAAUGGUACAAUUUCUGGUAAUCACUUACCUAGAUUCAACCAAGACGUGUUUUUAGGUAUCCCAUUUGCUGAACCACCAAUAAAUGAAUUAAGAUUCCAACCGCCUCAAUCAUAUAACACAACAUGGUCUGGUAUUAAAUCUUUUACAGAGUAUGGUGAUGCUUGUUAUUCAGCUACUAAAUCAGUUUCGAACGCUACACAGUCUGAGGAUUGUCUUACUUUGAAUGUUGUAAAGCCACAUGGUUAUUAUGGGGAGAAGUUACCUGUUGUUAUUUGGAUCCAUGGUGGUUCUUUUGAUCAUUUAUCAAGUUCUUAUUCAUUGUUUAAUGGGUCUUUUAUUGUUCAACAAUCUGAAAUUUUAAGAAAACCAAUAUUAUUUGUUUCGUUUAAUUAUAGAUUGAAUGGGUUUGGGUUUUUGAAUUCAAAUGAGAUUGUUGAGAAAGGUUGGACAAAUAUUGGUCUUAGAGAUCAGAUUAAAGCUGUUGAAUGGGUUCAUGAAAAUAUUGAAUCAUUUGGUGGUGAUCCAAAUCAUUUAGUAUUAUGGGGUGAAUCAGCUGGUGGGAAAUCAGUAGGGAGAUUAUUGAACAAUAAUAAAUAUUUAGGUCCAUAUAUUAAAGGUGGUAUCUUGGAAAGUGGUGCUAAUGUUUUCGUUAAUGUUCAAAAGGGGGUUACAACCUCAAAUCAAGAAAGUUUUGAUAAUGUUGUAAGAUAUUUUAAUUGUGAAUCAAAUUAUAAUAAUACAGAUGCCUUGAGUUGUUUACAAAAAGUUGAUGCUGAUGAUCUAAGAAAAGCAUUCAAUAUCAGUAAUGGAAUCAUUUCAAGAGAGUUCAAGUUCCCAAGUAUUGAUAAUGAUGUUGUACCAGACUCAGGUUAUAAUACGGUUAAAGCUGGUAAUACUACAUGGAAUGUACCAUUAUUAAUUGGUACAAAUAGUGAUGAAGGUAGUUAUUUCACAAAUGUAUCCAUUGGAUCGGUGCAAGAAUCUAAAGAUUAUCUUAGAACGCUCUAUCCAAACUUGAAAUCUAAUUCAAUUGAUAAAUUGAUUGCUUUAUAUCCAAAUAAACCAGGUACAAUAACUCCAACUGAUCCAAAUUAUGCUAAAGGCCCAAUAAAGUACCCAGAUUCAAUAGGAGAUCAGUAUAAGACCUUAACAACGUUAAACAGUGAUGUCUUGUAUAUAGCAGCAACCAAGAUCACGGCUCAAGCUUAUGUUAAUCUAAAUCAACCAGUUUAUAAGUAUAGAUUCAACAUCCCAAAUCUAGAAACCAAUGGAGAAGAUUAUUAUAAAGGUUCAACACAUGGUCAAGAAGUUCAAUAUGUUUUCAAUAAUAACGAAUCAUUAAAAAAGUCAAAUGAAGUUAAUAAUAAAGUUUAUGGAAUUUCUGAUACACUUUCAAAACUUUGGAUUUUUUUCAUUAAUGAUUUGAAUCCAAAUCCUAGAUCACAUUCAGAAAGAAGAGGUUUUGAAGUUGAAGUCCCAGAGUGGCCAUUAUAUAAUGAUGGUGAACAACAAGUUGUUUUUGAUUUGAAGGGAUUUUAUGUUGAGCGUGAUAUACAUAGAAUAGAACAGUUUGAGUUUAUUGAAAGUAUUAUUCAUGAAUUAGAUGGUUGA
Hansenula ciferrii is the source of this 1716-nucleotide messenger RNA. RefSeq names its product Liver carboxylesterase 4. The record is from RefSeq and is a predicted model, not a curated record. The transcript has a single exon. The coding region runs from base 1 to 1716 and encodes 571 amino acids. NCBI's taxonomy places the organism in Eukaryota, Fungi, Ascomycota, Saccharomycetes, Phaffomycetales, Wickerhamomycetaceae.